Molecule: messenger RNA, 951 nt
Organism: Daldinia childiae
Lineage: Eukaryota; Fungi; Ascomycota; Sordariomycetes; Xylariales; Hypoxylaceae
Exons: 1
Coding region: 1-951 (316 amino acids)
Source: RefSeq, a predicted model, not a curated record
AUGGCAUCCAGUGAGCCCGCAUAUGAUCCUAAGAGAACAGAAUCAUGGCUCAUCUGCACAGCUUGCGGGACACAAUUUCCCACCGCAAACAGGCUAGAGUUGAAAACGUGCUUCAUUUGUGACGACCCUCGUCAAUUCACAUUACCGACUGGUCAAGCUUUUACCAAUCUUCGCGAUAUUCGUGCAGUUGCCAAAAACGUAUGGACACCCUUCGAAAGUGACGACAGGUUUGCAUCUAUUCAUACGGAGCCCAAGAUAGGCAUCGGUCAGCGGGCCAUCCUCAUCAAUACUCCAGAUGGUAACGUCCUUUGGGAUUGUCUCACUCUCAUUGAUGAUGAUACUGUCAACAAGAUUAAAGAUUUAGGUGGUCUCAAAGCUAUCGUCAUCUCUCAUCCGCACUAUUAUUCAACGCACGUAGAAUGGGCUCGCGCUUUUAACUGCCCCGUCUAUCUAGCUGCCGAGGAUAAGCAAUGGACGACUCAGAGCUCAUUGCACCAGGUCUUCGUGGAGGACAUAGAGCUUGACUUACAGAUCGAUGGCAAGUCUUCCGGUGUCAAAGCCAUCAAACUUGGCGGUCACUUUCCAGGAUCUUUUGUGGCAUUGUAUAAAGAGCACCUAUUCAUCGCCGACACGCUAGUUACAACGCCUUCGGGGCUAGGCAGCUGGGAUACGGAUGCCAUAGGAGCUGCGCGGGUCCGACCCGCGGGUCUAAAUAGCUAUUCGUUCAUGUGGAGUAUCCCGAACAUGAUCCCCUUGGCCCCGGAUGAGUUGCAGCGGAUGUGGAGUAUACUCAAGAAAUACGACUUUAGCUCUACGCACGGGGCGUUCCUCAAGAUGGAUAUUUUGAAGACUGUGCCAGAGAUGAAGCGUAGGGUGCUGGAGAGCAUGCAGAUCCAGAUUAAGUAUAUGGGUUAUGGUAACCAUGCAUUUUUGAAGGAAACUGUACCGUAA